This is a messenger RNA of Fusarium tjaetaba, 7698 nucleotides long. Its product is annotated as ankyrin 1. The transcript is spliced from 4 exons. Bases 1 to 7698 code for a protein of 2565 amino acids. The record is from RefSeq and is a predicted model, not a curated record. NCBI's taxonomy places the organism in Eukaryota, Fungi, Ascomycota, Sordariomycetes, Hypocreales, Nectriaceae. Gene Ontology annotation, molecular function: protein binding.
AUGGCGAUGCAAAUGGUUCCUUCAAGCAAUACAAAUGCGCAGAGCCUCUGGGAUCAAGCAUACAACUCCCUCGGCGCAGACCUCAAGACAUCACUGGGCCAGGCUGCGACGCAUAAGCGCGACAUUCUAGCCGCCGCCUUGGAAGCAGCGGAGAACCGUAAAGCCACCAGUCUCCGCAAACGCUGGAAGUUCAAGCGCUCAAAUGGGGAAGUCGUUAUUAUCCGAGAUAUUCUCGAAAAAAUUGCUAAAUGGAUUGAUUCCUUCAAGGCGGUUGGCGAUGCGGCUGUGCAGUUUGAUGCCAGCAACGCUUCGCUACCCUGGGCCGCUGUCAGAUUGCUUCUUCAAGUGACUGUCAACGAUGUCCAACAGUACGGGACCAUGGUUCAGGACCUUGAGGUGGUGUCUCGGAUCAUUGCGCGAUACAAGGAGCUUGAGAAUCUGCAUCUUGGCCGAGACCAGCCCGCUGAGGCUGCGCUCGAAACAGCCCUCACGGUUCUCUAUACAGAAGUCUUGACAUAUCUGGCACAAACUAUUGCCUUCUUUUCACAAUCAACUGCAGGCAUGUUUGCAACUCCACUGAGAAAGACAUUCACUGACUCUAGCAGUCCGACUCGCCAAGAGUACGAGGUUCUCAAGCUAGCUAAGCUUCAGGAUACUUCAGACCUACGCUUUAUCCAGAAGACAGUGCUUCGCCUCAGAGAUCAAAUCAACCACAACACCAAGCGUAUCGAAGAGGACGAUUAUAUAAAGAUGAUAUCCUGGAUGUCCACGUCGCCGUUCUCAAUCCACCACGAAACCAUAUCUGAGUCAAGAACGCCAAACUUUGGUCAGUGGCUCCUAAGGCAUGAGGCUUAUAUGAGCUGGUGCGAGUCUAGCUCUGCAUCAACGUUGUGGAUCCAUGGGAUUACAGGUUCAGGCAAGACCAAUCUUUUCUCGGUGCUAGUCGAUUCAUUGCGGGCAACCCAGUCUUCGCAGCCAGAGUCAACUCCCUUUGCAUACUUUUACUGCCUCGAAAGCGAGUCAGAACCGGAUAGAUCAUCAGCAGACGGGAUCCUACGCAGCAUUCUGCGUCAACUUGCGAUUACAGAAACCCAAAGUGUUGUCCGCGAGUUUUUCUACUCCGAUUUCCAGCGCCGUUCGAGAUCAGCUCGGCUCCUGGGAUUAGACCUUCCAAAAUUGAGUAGGAAGGAAUGUGUGGAUCGCAUCGUUCAGGUCGCUAAUGAAGACCCCAUCACGAUAUUGCUGGAUGGUGUAGAACAGGUUGAAGAUGAGAGUUGCGAUGUUCUCUUGCAGUCUUUGUCUGACAUCAUGUCAAAGGCCGAGAACGUCGUCAAGGUUUUGGUCACAAGCAGGAAUAGCCUUGAUAUCCUGUCGUCGCUACCGACUACGAAAGAGAUUAUUGUGACGGCGGGCCAUGUUCACGAUGACAUGGCUCGGUUCAUUACUCAGAAGGUUGACGACGCAAAGCUCAUCAAUGGAAGGCUCUCUUCGGACAAAAGAAGCUGCUUGAUAAAGGAGCUGCUAGAGGGUGUAGGCGAGAUGUUCCUAUGGGUCCACCGACAGAUACAGCAGCUCCGAAAGGUCAAGAACGAACAUGAUCUGCUCCCGGCUCUACGAUCAAACAUUCUCUCUGAUCUCGACAAGCUUUACGAAAACGACCUUGGGCAGAUCUUGCAAUCAGGAGACACGUCGCGACAACUCGCCAUUCAUACAUUCUCCUGGCUUCUCUACAUGAAAGCGCCAUUGACUCCCGAGGCGUUGCUAACUGCUAUUACUGCCACAAGUAUAGAGAAUGUCCCCUGCACAGCGGCGGACCUAUCUGUUGUGUGCUCAAACUUGGUGGUGGUAGACCUUCAUCGCCAAGUUGUCCGACUUGCUCAUCAUUCAGUCAGAGAGUUUAUCCUCCGUACUCAACAGCAUUUGUUUUCUGCUCCCCUAGCUCACGGUCUCCUGGCAUCGACCUGCAUAAAAGUCAGCGCGCGUGGUCCGCCUGACAAUGGAAGCCUGGAACAGCAGGUUCAAGGUUUCUUCUUUUACGCUGCAACGCACUGGGCAGGCCACUUUGAGAGUUCUAUGGUAGCCAAGAAGGACGAGAAGCUAUUUCAAGACAUGAUCUCAUUUGUCUUUGAGGACGAGGACUAUGAUGCCAGCCUUUCCUUCGAAGCCUGGCUAGAUACUGCGAAGGAGAUUGCACGACUGCUGCCGAGGGAUCACCCAAUGAAGCCGGCUCUUGAUGCCGUGUCAAACGAAACAUCGUCUCCUCUCUUCUUAGCAGCUGUCUUUGGUAUAGACGGCCUGCUGGCUCUCAUUGCAGAGGCGGAGAGUGCUAUAGACUGGGACCAACGGAACGCCCUUGGGCACACUGCACUCUACCUCGCCGUUGCUACUGGCCAUCUCUCCACUGUGGCAGCUCUGAUCGAGAAGGGUGCAGAGCUGAACGUCGAAUGUGGUACAUACGGGAGCCCUUUGCAUGUUGCGUGUUUCAGAGGAUAUCAAGAUAUAGUGGAGAAGCUGCUUCAACAUGGCGCAUCUUCAAAGUGUGGUUCGAAGUUUCAGAGUGCCAUCCACGCGGCAUCUCAAGGAGGGCAUGAAGUUAUUGUGCUCUCUCUCAUUGGGCACGAUGCUAUUGUUGACUCUGAGGAAGACUACGAGCAAGCCAUACAGAUGGCAACAGAGUAUGGCUUCAUCAAGGUCAUCGAUCAGCUACAAAAGCCAGAGUUCAAGCGCUUUGUAGACAAGGAUACACCAGACAAACACAAAAUGAGAUUAGUCAAGGCCAUCAAAGCUGGUCAGCUAUUUGUACUUCAGCGUCAGACUACCAAAGCAUCGACGGGAGCGACAGACAUCUUCCCUAAAGACGCAGUAGCAAUUGCAUCUCUCUAUGGUCAAACAGAUAUUGUCAAGUAUCUUCUGGAACAAGGUCUUGAUAUCGAAGCCGAGGGUCAGUUCGGCACGCCACUUCGUUCGGCUUGCUUGAUGAAUCAUAAAUCCACGGUCGGAGAACUACUUCAGCGCGGUGCAAAAGUCAACACAGAAGAGCGGAAAGGGAACCCCCUUUAUGUCGCCGCUGUGAAAGGCCACGUUGAUAUUGUCAGGAUACUACUGGAAGAAGGCGCAGACGUCCACAAGAAAAUGGGGGCUUGUGGCACUGCCUUGCAAGCGGCAGCGUAUUACGGCCACAGAAAGGUUGUCGAGAUGCUUCUUAACGCCGGCGCAGAUGUCCAUGCUGAAGGUUCAUCUCCUGACGCCUUCCAUGCCGCUGCUGAAGGUGGUCAUCAGAGCAUCAUUAUGCUCUUUCUAGGACGAGGCUAUAGAUUCCUGUAUGAGCCGCCGAGUCCCAAGUACAAGAGAGCUCGGCCCUCGCCAUACAGGCCACUUUAUCGGGAGGCUUCUCCUGGAAGAGAUAAACAUCCUCGCUCUAAACUGUGGCCAGAACUUUACAAGCAGACAAACGAAACGACCGAAUCUAUCGCCAAUGCAGAUGCCCGUGACAACAUUACACGAGUCGAGCAGGAUGAUGAAAUGGAUAUGUUCGCUAUUGAUCAAGGAAAGCAUCUCCGUAACGAUGAAGUUAUGCAGGACGAGUCUCAGAAAAACCGCCCUCUGGAAGCUAGUGCCGCUAGGGGAAAGGACUCAGUUGUCAAGAUACUACUGGAGCAAAAGGAAACAUUGGGAUUCCGGGAAUAUGAGGUUGUUACUGCUCUCAAGGCAGCUGCGUCCAAUGGACACCUCAACACCGUUCGGAUGCUGCUCGACCAUGCCUUGAAGAUGAAAGGUAACUUUAUUGACCGUAUCUAUGCAACUUUGGAGAGCUUACCAGAAGGGCGUCACGAUAUGUUGCAGCUUAUUCUCGCCAAAGCCUCUGAGACUGGCUGUACAGAGGAACAGAUUAAUCAGCUGAGGCUGAAACUUCCACCAGGAGAAGAAAAGUACAAGGUCGCGGUCAUUGAGCAACAAAAUCUAAAGGCAGAUCUUCUGGCAUGCUGUACCUCCGGAAAUGUGGCUGUUUUGGAGGCCAUCAUGAGUUGCAAACACCAACCGCUACUGCAAGCCAACGACCUCCUGGAAGGCCUACAGAAAGCUGCAGAGAGGGGCCAUGUCUCGAUAAUUAAGAGCUUGUUCAAGCUUAGUCCUGAUGUGCAAGGUACCGCCAUUCCUGACGACAUACUGGUAUGCGCUGCCGGAAAAGAUCUUGAGAUGUUGAAGUUUCUCGUAUCUCAAAAGAUCGAUGUAUCUCAUUCCGAACUCCCCCUGAGCCGAUUGGUCUAUGCGGCUUGUAGCAAGGGAAAGUCUGAAAUCAUUGAGUAUCUCGUAUCCGACUUAGGUGUCGAUAUCAAUGCCAGUAUUCCUGAAGACGAGAAGCCCAGGCGCCGUAGACGUAUCAGGCAGUCUAUCCACGCCAGCCUUAUGGAUGCUCCUCUGACUACCACUGAUCAAGCAGAUGGUUCGAGAUCGACUGACGACCAUCGUCUCUUUAGUCCUUUGCAAGUCUGUCUGAGCGCUUUUGAUAUCGCUGAGCGGUCUUACCAUGCGAGCUGGUAUAUAGAUGACACAAUGCCUCAGCAGCAGAAAGCGAUACAUACACUACUGAGACUAGGAGCCGAUCCGAAUAGUCUAAGUGGCAAGAAUGUUCAUCCUCUUCUGUAUGCAGCAAGAUUCUGCCCAGCUUUUGUGGUAAAGGAGCUGCUUGAAGCUGGAGCAAAUGUCAAACUUGCGGGUCAAGGAGGUCUAGCUCUUUUGGGGGCAGUUCAGAGAGAAAUGGAAACCAUGGAGGUUAUGACCAUGCUAUUGGACAGUGGUCACCAUCUUCCCGACUAUUUUCAUGGAGGCAAGGCGCUUCUAGACAAAGCUCUCAUCAUUAUUGAUGACCCUGACGGUCGCUUUUUACAUGCCCCGUCUCUGGAUUACGUCUUUGAAAAAGGGCCAGGGGCGGUACUCGAGUUCCUUUUACAGAAGUAUGACACAGGCAAGCUGGAAGAUACAAGAUAUGAGCUGGUUCUUCAGAUGGCUUGCGUGCUGGGCAAAAUUCCUCUUGUUGAGUUGCUGUUAUCUCGGGGAGUCGGUGUUGACGCUACGGGAUACUACUAUGGAAGUUCUCUGCAGGCUGCGGCACGUACUGGCCAGGUACAGAUCAUCAGAAGUCUGUUGAACAAGGGAGCCAACCCGAAUGUGAUACAGGGCCGUUGGCACACAUCCCUGCGCGCAGCGAUUGUAGGUGGUCACAUCGAAAUUGUGCAGCUUCUGCUUCAAUAUGGCGCAGAUCCUAAGUUGAAGUACCAAGCUGGACGACAGUCAGAGAACGAAAGAGAUUCAGCAGCAUCGAGCACUCUUCAGCUUGCUCUGCAAGAGGGACACACAGAAAUCGCAAGACUACUCCUCGAGACAGACCCGUCACUGAUCGAAGAAGAAGGUCGCCUCCAACAUCCUCUUAUCAUAAGCUGUCAAAAGGGAGACCACGUCAUGACAGAGCUGCUACUAGAAGCCAAUGCUUCGGUCGAUGUUCGAGGCCACAAGGAAGCUAAAAUGGCAAGUAUGGAGGCUCAAGAUGCGAGUCCUUUGCAUGCCGCGAUUUCUGGAGGCCACGUCAACGUCGUCAAAACGCUUUUGUCCAGAGGGGCUGAUACCAACCUGGAAGUUGACGACUGUGACUGCCGAACACCAUUGUUGGCAGCGAUUAAACGAAGGGAUUUGUGUAUUGUGAGACUGCUUCUUGACUCUGGGGCAAAAGUCAACAGUUUGAGUCUUCAGGAAGCCUGCAGAAGUGGAGAUCUUCUUGUUGUGGAGGCACUUAUUGAACAACUGCUCAAAGACGGGGAGGAUCAAUUUGAGACCAUCGACGAAACAUUGGACUCUCUGACGAUGGAAGAGUUCACUGACUACAGAGUUCUCAACCUUUUACUUGACUAUGUGCCUCCAACUCCCAAAAGAUUUCUCUUUGUGUGUUCAUCAGGCUCUGUCUCCCUGGUACGAAGAAUUGUUCAACAGGGCAUGAGUGUCGAUGGCAGUGAUGAAGAAGAAGAUACCCCCUUGCAAGCAGCUUGUUACCACUUGAACUUUGAAUUGGUACGGUUACUCCUACAACGCGGCGCGAACGUCCGACCAAGAUCAUCUCAGCCUGGAGACCCCAUUACACUGGCGCUAUGGGCUUGCGCUUUACCCCUGCAGCAGCAGUUGGAGCAACGAGGGACAAGACAUCAGAAAUACCACGCAGAAGGUGUGGACUACCGAAUGACACAGAAAUGUACCAAAAUUGUUCGGAUCUUACUUGAACGCGGCGCCACUGCUGAUGGUGGAACGGAUGAAUUGGAGAGUCCACUUCAACUGGCUUCUUUCAUCGGCAACUUCGAGAUCUCCAAGCUUUUGAUCAAACACGGAGCCAGUGUAGAUAAAAUCACGGGAAGCUUCAAGACUCCCCUUUUUUCGGCUUUACAGGGGAGCAACAGUGACAUCAUACGACUGAUCCUGGAAAAGGGGGUCGACGUCAACUACGUUCAUCCAAUUCAUGGCUCAGCAUUGCACUUGGCCUGCCAGUACAAUGAUGAGUCACUUGUUCUCCAGUUGCUUCAACAUGGCGCCUCGCCCGCUUUGAAAGACGCAAACGGAGUCACGGCUCUUACGUUGGCCCUCGAGUCUGCAGCUUCUCGUGGCGGUUAUGGCGCAUUCCAGAAUAUACCCCGACUCAUUUGUCGACACUCAACAACGCUCGAUAUCACAGAUAGCGACAUCAUAGCUGCAGCUCAGCUAGAGCCCAGUGACUUGCUGUCUUUUCUCCUUGUCCGGAGAGGAGAAGAGCCCGUAACAGAAGAUCUCGUCAUUCGUUUCCUCAGCGAAGAGAGAUGUCCAAUCCUGGAAAGCCUGGAGGUUCUGUUCGAUCAUAGUAAUCGAUUGGAAAUAACUCCAAAGAUGCUGAAUGUUGGGCUCUCUGAACAGGCUUUCAAAAGUCUAACACAGGCUUGCAAGCUCUCAAUUGACAUCACUCCCGAUAUACUCGAAUCUCAAACAGAUAUCGGGACCCUAAAAGCACUCCUGGGGUAUCAGCCCGGCGUCGAAGUAACGGAGGCUCUCGUGAUUACAAUACUGUCAAUUGCACACGCGUUGCGUUAUAGUAGAUGGUGGCAACGGGAAGAGUGUACCAAGCUUCUCUUGUCAAUCUGGCCUCGAGACUUACCACUACCAGUGACUAACGCCAUGCUGAAAGCAGCAGGGUUAGUGCCCCAUCUGGAGUUCUUACUCGAGCGCCUUGGUUCAGCCCAGGGAAAGCUACAAGAUGUCGCGAUAUGGAUUUGCGAACAGGGCACUGAUUAUUCCGGCAGGCAAGAGACCUUGUUGGCACUGGUCUUGCAAGCUGACCCAGAAGUUGACCUCUCCCCAAGUCACCUUGAGAAAAUAAUGCUCGGUGCCAAGCCUUGGAUGUUAGAUAUAGUCUUGAAACAUACGCCCUCUCUUCCUAUCACAGAGAAUUUAUUUUUCAGUAUCUUCAGAGAGUAUCCACAAGCUCUAGAGGUGACACGGAAGGAGUUUGCGGAAGUACUUGCGAGGCAUAAGAAGAAGUUUGUUUUCACAGGGAAGAUUCGCGAGACUAUUGAUAGGGCAUAUCAAAAGCAUUCCGAUAUUGACAAGAGAGAGACAUGGUACAGUUUCAGGGAAAGGGAUGAAACUCAGGAGGAAGUUGAGGCCAGGCAAGCACAGGGAGAAUAA